AUGGACGUGGCGGCGUCAGCCGGAUGCAGGUGCGUCGGCCGCGCAUCAGCGCCCACUUGCCGGCCCGGGGGGGUUUAUAGCCACCCUGCCCCCCCGCCCCGGCGCUCUCGGCACCGCGGCAGGAUGCAGCGGGCGCUGGCGGCGUGGCUGGCCCUCGGCCUGCUGGCCGGCACGGGGGCACAGGAGAUGUGCGGGGACCCCCCAACACGCUCCAUCCCUGCCCCCCGGCUCAGCCCCGAGGAGCGGCUCUCCCCACACAUGCCCGAGGCCCUGCGCUGCGACGCCUGCCACGCCAUCGCCUUCCAGAUCGAGGAGCAGCUGCGCAGGGCGGAGGGGAAGGCGGGCAGGAAGGCGCUGAGCGAGUCCGACUACGUGGAGGUGCUGGAGAGGAGCUGCUCGCAGGGCUGGGAGAGCUAUGGGGUGCAGGAGGUGGACGGGGAGAAGCGUCUGUCGGGGCCGGGGCUGCUGAGACAGGAGUCCAUGACCGUGAUGGUGACGGGGGGACCUUGGCCGAGCAGGCUGUCCAAGAUGUGCCACGGCUACGUGGGCGAGCAGGGGGAGGCGCAGAUCUACGGGGCGCACCGGCGGGGCCCGGCCGCCCUGCGGGAGCUGCUGUGCCACGGGGAGAAGGGGGCCUGCGCCGGCGGCAAAGCCAGGGGGCCGGCUCCCCCCAAGGCCCUGCAGAACGAGCUGUAG
Molecule: messenger RNA, 696 nt
Organism: Calidris pugnax (ruff)
Lineage: Eukaryota; Metazoa; Chordata; Aves; Charadriiformes; Scolopacidae
Product: marginal zone B- and B1-cell-specific protein-like
Exons: 4
Coding region: 1-696 (231 amino acids)
Biological process (GO): regulation of B cell proliferation
Cellular component (GO): extracellular region; endoplasmic reticulum chaperone complex
Source: RefSeq, a predicted model, not a curated record